This is a messenger RNA of Castor canadensis (American beaver), 6095 nucleotides long. The record is from RefSeq and is a predicted model, not a curated record. Lineage: Eukaryota; Metazoa; Chordata; Mammalia; Rodentia; Castoridae.
AGUCAAACAAAUUCUUUAUUACUUUCUUCUUUCAGUUCUCCUUUUGCUUUUCAGCUGACCACUGAAGCAUUCAGGCAGGAGGUUCCUAACUUUUCCUGUCUGGUAACAUCUUAGUUCAGUGUCCUUCAAACUUAUGGUCCCAAUCCAUAAAUGAGUUGUGAAAUAAGUUUAGUGUGUAGCUAUCAACAUUGUUGUUUUCCUGUGGAAUAGAAAAGAAUGGAAAGUGUGUGUGUGUGUUACAUUUCUGGGUUGCAAAGUAAAAUAUACUUUGUACUUAGUGUCCUCAAGAGUAUGGGAAUCUUUUCUUGCAUGGUUAUUUUAACUUCACACUUCUUCCUUCCAUGUAGGCCUCAUUGACUUAGUUUCUACCUAGCCAUGUUGACAUCAAGAGUCUUGACAUAAUUUCCCUCCUAGGUUUUACUUUGGCUUCGCAAUUAUUCCAACUGCUACACUUCUCCUUCUGCUUAUAAAAAUUUUUUUAAAUUUGUUUUCUUGAAGAAUGUUGUCUAGAAAAACCAAGCUAUUACUGUCAGUGACUGAAUUAGUUAAAAGGACAAGCUUAAAUAUCUAUUGAACACAAAAUUCAUUACUUUAAUAUAAGAUGUUCCCAGUGCAGUGUCUUUCAUUCUUACUGACCACAGCUGUCUGUAUCUGAGGUCUCUUUCUUGUCAUUUUAAACCAUGUUUUUUAGAAUAUGGAACCCUUUACAAAUUUGCAUGUCAUCAUUGCACAGGGCCAGGCUAAUCUUCUCUUUAGUGUAUGUGCUGCCAAAGCAAGCACCCAAUUUGUUUUACUAAACCAGUAGCAGGUUCUUUUUUUCUAAAAUAGGUGUUUAUGGUGGAGAGAGGAGACAAAAUCAAGAUGAGGGAAUGAGUCAGAUGUAAUGCUCUCAACUCAUCAGAGAAUUCUGACUUGUUCCAGCCUUAUUCAAAAUAUCCUACCACUAAUUGCUAAGGCAGUAAGGACAUUUGAGGGCCUAUUGGGGCCAAGCAGAGAGUAUCAGGUGUUUUGUACUUGAACUUCAAUUCUCACAGGAGUCCUGUGCUGUAGAUACUGUCCUUAUCUUGAAGAAGAGAAAACUAAAACUUAGACGUGGUUAAGUAACUUGGCUAAGGUUCAUAUGAGGGACAAAGCUGGGGUUUCUUUAUGUUCCCAGAGCACCAUGGCUUUUCUCCUUCACUAGAAUUCUGUAGUAAUUCUGAUGUCAGGUAUCAUCUAACCCACAUCAGCAUAGUUACGAAUACCGUACAUCAGAGAUUCUUUUAGGUGACAUUCUGGAAUAUCAGUGGGAUCACUGCACUCCUUAAUUUACAUAUGAAACUUUGCAUAUGGUACAUUCAUUUUUGUGGAGAGAUUUCUCUGACCUAAGAAAGGUUACAAGUUGCUGUCACUUGGCAAAAUAAGCAGUGAUCAAUACUCCCACACCAAUUCAGGUCAAAAAAAUUUAUAGCAUUUGUGUGACUCUGCUUUUACUAAUUUUCCCAGGAAAUUGUUCUAUUUCUUGAUUGAACUUAAACAUAAUUAUGCUGAAAUGGGCAUGCUGUUCUUCACAGAAGCACAAGUUGCUCUUCUUAAUCAUUUCACUCUAGGAAAAAGUGAAAGGAAUACAGGGAAGGAGUGUGAGGAAAUGGAGGCAAAGAAUAUAUACAUGUGUCCUUACUUUGCUUAAAGCAAAGUGAUUUCCAUUGUUAAAAGUUAGCCAUAGAAUUUAACUUAUCAGAAUUGUCAAAAGUAUUUGAGUAGCUAUUCAUGGAACCAGAAUGUAAACGACUCCUUAGGGUUUUUAUGGAAAGGAUUUUACUUGGGAUAAGUAGAGUAACAUGUUUGUGCAUGUGAGAGUAAAAAUCAGCCCCUUAACACUCUCAUAUGGCCUUCACCUGACCAACCUCUGUCUGUCCAGAUUAGCACGCCCAUACAUAUUUUUUGCCUGGUGUGGGUGGUCUCUUGUUUGGGACUUGUUCAAUGAAACAUAGAUAGUAAUAGUAACUCCUGUGCCACCCUGCAUCGUUUCUGGCUGCUGCCUACCUCUUACCUGUUUUUAUUCCUUUUUCCCUUUUACCCCUUGGGGUGCUUCUAUCACACUGGCCGCCUUUGUGCUUGCCAUUUAGCCUGGAAGCUUCCUCUCCUGGAUUUCCACAUGACUGACUCCUCAUCAUGGAGCUCUAAGCAGCAAGGUUUCCUCCUGAGAGAGGCCUUUGCUGACAUCCAUCUAAAGUAGUUUUCCUCUUUCUCUCCCUCGGGUAUAUCACAUUGUCCUCGUCUGUUCACUUAUUAGCACUCGUCACUACCUGAGUGAUUAUCUGUUAUUUAGACCCUUGGGAGUAUCUGAGGGCAGGACCUUGUAUGUUUUGUCCACCAUUACCUAGAUCACUGCCUGGCACACAUUUAAUAAAUAUGUUAUAAACAUACAGUAUAUUCUUAUGAAUCAAGUUUUGUUCAAUAGUUUUGCAUAUUAAUUUGAUAAGUCCCUCUCAAUCAAUUCAUGUGGUCCUUCUCCCCACUUACACUUUACAUUCUCAUUUCCCCUCCCAGUGUGCUAAUAGUAACUUGAAUUCUUCAUCAAGCCAGUUUUGUUUCAGCCCACUAUUCUUUUCUCGAGUAUAACACGCAAUGAUUAGAGAAGAACUGGUGACAUCACUUCUGAAGAGUAGCACAGAUAACUCUAUAGCAGUAAUCUUUUCUGAGAUUCUGUUAAGGAUCGACUCAUGAAGUUAUCAAAACUUGUCUUGAAUAAAAUUAGAAUUCUCAUCCUUUUAAGAUUAUGGGAUAUUUAGGUUUUCUACUGUCUAUAAGUCAAUGAGGGAAAAGUCAAUUAUACGUUGCUGAAGAAUGGGUCUUGUUAACCAAGUUACAUAUUUGGAAUGUAUUCAGAAUGUCCAUCUUUAUUAUUAUGCAAAAUGCACAUAAGACUUCAUUCAAUAUGGUCUUAGGUUUCAAAGGUAAUUUAGAAACGUCAUAAACUGCCUCAUACAACUAUUACGAGCCUCUUUGCUGCAUUUUGAAUAAAGAUUAUUUGUGUUCUUUUAUUUGCAUUUGAAAAGUAAAUUAUCUUCAUACCCUUAUCCUCACUCUUGGAUGAACUAAUUGUUCAUGUCAGAAUGUUAGAUUUUUGCACAAAAGGAAAAAUGAAGGCUAUAAAUAAAGCAAUUUCUGAUCAGCCUUCUGCUAGACAGGAUUCUGUAUAUACCUCCCUGCCACUUGGUUCAAGUGCUUUCCACUGCAGGGUUGUGACUAGUCUUGUGCAGGGGGCAGUGAGCUGGUGGUUGAAAGGGCACCUAGGGGCCUCACCACUGAGGGUGUGAGAUUUGAGGCAGUCUCUGAGCCUGAGGGCCUUGCCUGACCCUUUGAAUCUAAGUGUUGUCUUUGUUCUCUUUUAAAGAGUGUAAGACUUCUUUCAUACUGUUUCCUGCAACCUACUUCUAACAAUUCAUAGAGAAUUGCUCUAUCUACCUUGAGGCUGGUGACAGACACAGGCACCAAAAUUUCCUUACACACAUCGGCAUUGAUGGAAUAGUGCUAUCAGCUGUGAACUUUCCCUCCUUGUUUGCAUUAUGAACCCCUGCACUUUUGUACAGGAUACACCUGACUAACCAAACCUGUUUAGUUCAGCUCCAGAAUCAUAUGACUCUCUUACUACUGCUUAGUGUCAGAGCUAACUAUUGGGAAUAAAUGAUUAAGAUGUAACAAAACAUUAGUUUUGAUCUGUGUCUUACCUUACCAGAAGAAAUUGUUUAAUGAGUAAUUACUUUACAGACACCACUGAAGAAAACCAAGGCCCUCAUUGGAGAGAUGGGAAUGACUUUCUCUAGUGCUUAUGUGCCAAGUGCUCUCUGCUGCCCCAGCAGAGCCAGUAUCCUGACAGGGAAGUACCCACACAAUCAUUAUGUUGUCAACAAUACUUUGGAGGGAAACUGCAGUAGCAUAUCUUGGCAGAAGAUCCAAGAGCCGAAUACUUUCCCUGCAAUUCUCAGAUCAAAGUGUGGCUAUCAAACCUUUUUUGCAGGGAAAUAUUUAAAUGAGUAUGGAGCCCCAGAUGCAGGUGGACUAGAACAUGUUCCUCUGGGCUGGAGUUACUGGUAUGCUUUGGAAAAGAAUUCUAAAUACUAUAAUUACACCCUCUCUAUCAAUGGGAAGGCACGGAAGCAUGGUGAAAACUAUAGCGUGGACUACCUGACAGAUGUUCUGGCUAAUGUCUCCUUGGACUUCCUUGGCUACAAGUCCAACUCUGAGCCAUUCUUCAUGAUGAUCUCCACUCCAGCGCCUCAUUCACCUUGGACAGCUGCACCUCAGUACCAGAAGGCUUUCCAGAAUGUCUUUGCACCAAGAAACAAGAACUUCAAUAUCCAUGGAAUGAACAAGCACUGGCUAAUUAGACAAGCCAAGACCCCAAUGACUAAUUCUUCAAUACAGUUUUUAGAUAAUGCAUUUAGAAAAAGGUGGCAAACUCUGCUCUCAGUUGAUGACCUUGUGGAGAAACUGGUCAAGAGAUUGGAGUUCACUGGGGAGCUGGACAACACAUACAUCUUUUAUACCUCAGACAAUGGCUAUCACACAGGACAGUUUUCUUUGCCAAUAGACAAAAGACAGCUGUAUGAGUUUGAUAUCAAAGUUCCACUGUUGGUUCGAGGACCUGGGAUCAAACCAAAUCAGACAAGCAAGAUGCUCGUUGCCAACAUUGACUUGGGUCCUACUAUUUUGGAUAUUGCUGGCUAUGAUGUGAAUAAGACACAGAUGGAUGGGAUGUCUUUCUUGCCCAUUUUGGUAAGUAUAAGCCCCUCCAUCAAUCCUGAGCCAAAACUCUGAAGUUCCAGGUAUGUAAAGACUUAACACUAAAUCUUAAAAGCUAUUAUAUGUUGGGGGAGAGAAUAGAAUUUUUCUCUGAUCUUGUGGUGGGAAGGAGUUUUCUAAAGGGAAAAAACUGAUUGGACCACAUGUAAACUUGAGCAUUCUCUAUCCUCCUCUUUUCCUCUGUCCUCCCAGAAAAGCUACAAAGUUAAGACUGGCAACAAAUUGAGGAAAUAUUUGCAGCAUGUGAGAAAGGAUAUUUAGUUCUAAUGACAAGUUCUUAGAAAGCACAUUAGAAAUGGACCCAAAAAGAGUGACUAAUCAACUCACAGAAUUAAAAAUGGUCAAAGUGGAAGGAAUUAUUUUAGUGCUGAUCAAAGAAUGCUUAACUGGAAGAGGCCUUUUUCACCUACAAACUAGCAAAGAUGACAAAAAGAUUAAUAACCAGUAUUUGCAGAAGUCCGAGGUAUUGGAAAUUACUCAUACAGUAUUCAUAGAGGUACAAGCAGCAUAACCUGUCAGGAGACUAGUUCAGCAAGACAAAUCACUUCAGAAUACACUCACCUAGCAGUUCAUCUGAGAAGUUAUUCUAGGGAAAUUAAUCCAUUUCAGAAGUCCUAGAGUACUUGGUGUGGCAUGCACUGCACAGAGCUGUGUGUAAAAAUGUACCUGCAGUAUUAAUAGAAGGAAACUGAAAAGAAAACCCACUAGGAAAUUGGUUAAACUGUCAACAGUUAAAGCAGAAAUAUUAAACCAACACUAAGCAAGUAGAUUUGAAUGCAUUAACUUGGAAAGAUGCCUGCCACAUGCCAUCGGGGAGAAAAGGAUGAUUCACAGCAGCAUCUCUCCCCUGUUACAAAUUGUGUGAGCACAGUCAAGUGUAGAGAAGUUUGGAAGUGUCCGUACUAAAAUGGUUUAGUCAUGAAUAAAGGUGACUUUGUCCAUUGGUCUGUCUGAGUGUUACAGUUAUUAUCAGGCAGGAUGUGAUUGAUACAGGAGAAUACAGGAAACUCACAUCAGUUACUUCAUACAAGAAAUGCCCAUGAACCCACCAGUAUUGUCAAGCUGCAGGUGACAGAACACUUGUCCUUGCAAGCACAAGCUGUCAAUCCUGAGCACUGCAGAAAAAACCCUUAAAGAAAUAAAGCCUCACUAUUAUCAAUACUAAGCCUACUCUGGUGGCUCAAGCCUAUAAACCUUGCUACUUAGGAGACAAAGAUCUGGAAGAUCUCAGCUUGAGGCCGGCUGGAGCAAAAAAAAAAAAAUGUUCACAAGACCCCAUCUCGGCAAUAGCGGGCCACAGUGGUACA